Messenger RNA from Rhagoletis pomonella (apple maggot), 270 nucleotides. Its product is annotated as ribonuclease H-like. Gene Ontology annotation, molecular function: RNA-DNA hybrid ribonuclease activity; nucleic acid binding. The transcript has a single exon. Lineage: Eukaryota; Metazoa; Arthropoda; Insecta; Diptera; Tephritidae. The coding region runs from base 1 to 270 and encodes 89 amino acids. The record is from RefSeq and is a predicted model, not a curated record.
AUGGCGGCAAGGUUGGUGGGCAUGAUUGACUUAGCUCCAUCUAAACCUGCCUUCGUUGUUGACAGUCAGGCGGCUAUCAAAGCCUUAGGGUCGGCAACGACUAAUUCGUUAUGCGUUAAAGAAUGCCGAAGAUCCCUACAAGCUCUACAGCAACACAUAAUCAAUCAUUACUGGGUACCGGGACAUUGUGGUGUCCCGGGAAAUGAGGAAGCGGACGAUUGUGCUAGGAAGGGAUCUGAAAUGGUGCUCGAGAAGCGACCCAAAUCGUGA